AUGUCUGGUUCAUCAUCAUCAUCAUCAUCCUCUAGUGACGAUUGCGGAUCAAGCGAUUACGAAUUCUUCCACAAAGCCCCGACAAAUGCAAGUGGUCGUCCCGGUUUCAACAUUUUCCAGAAAUGUACUUCUGCCAUACGCCAGUUAGCGUAUAGCUUUAAGGCUGAUGCUUUAGAUGAGUACUUGCAAAUGGCUCAAGAUACGGGCUACCAAUGUUUAAACGCUUUCUGCAAGUGUGUUAUACAACUCUAUCGUGACGAGUAUUUGAGAAAGCCAACAGAAGCAGAUAUCGAGCGGUUGACGGCUAAACAUGCUGAGGUUCAUGGGUUUCCAGGUAUGCUUGGUAGCAUAGAUUGCAUGCAUUGGGGUUGGAGGAACUAUCCAGUGGCGUGGCAAGAGCAGUACAACCGAAGUGACAAGGGACAUCCAACAAUCAUGCUUGAAGCGGUUGCUUCAUAUGAUUUGUGGAUCUGGCAUGCCUACUUUCGCCCUGCUGGUUCGAACAACGACAUCAACGUCCUCAACAAAUCGGAUUUUUUCGACGAUUUGCUUGAAGACAGGGUUCCUAAAGUAGAGUUUUCGGUUAAUGGGGAGCAAUUUCAAAAGGGGUACUACCUAGCGGAUGGUAUUUAUCCAGAAUGGGCUACUCUUGUUAAGUCAUUCAAGUGCCCUCUAGAGGCAAAAACCACCAAGUUCAAAAGAUACCAAGAAGCUGCAAGAAAGGAUGUCGAGUGA
Molecule: messenger RNA, 735 nt
Organism: Erigeron canadensis
Lineage: Eukaryota; Viridiplantae; Streptophyta; Magnoliopsida; Asterales; Asteraceae
Exons: 2
Coding region: 1-735 (244 amino acids)
Source: RefSeq, a predicted model, not a curated record